ACUAUAAUAUACUGGUAUAAUAUAUUUUGGGGUUUUCUACGAACUUAGAAGCAAAUUCCCCCUUUACUUCUGUAUGAAGCGUUGGUAACACAAACCGGAUCUGUAUAACUAACAAAAUUCACAUUGCAUGUGCAUUUUAUCUUCAUCAGAUCCAUCCUUACAUUUUUUUUCUGUUCUUUCUUUCAUCAGGGACGUGGAAGGAGAGCGUUGGAGUAACCGGUAAAAUUGCUGCCACGCUUAAAUAGUCUCGGGCAGAAAUGUAAGGUAAGACUGCACACAAUAGAUCGUUGUGGUGGGGCCUACAUAGCGGGAGCUUUAGUGCACCGUGCUGCCUUGCUCGUAAGAGGGAUGUAAAUUUCCAGCAUUGCUUGUUGCUAGCAAUUAAUUGAACUGUUAUCAGAGUGCUGUAGGUUGACGCCAGCCAGAAUAAUAAGCCAUAUAGCUUUUUGUCUUUUGGAUAGAGGGGGUGUCCGGGCCAGCUUUCGUGCACCUUUAACGACCUCACACUAGCAACACGUAUCAGGUUGCAAGGUGAUCCUAGUUGCUUAAAUUAUCGUGCUUACUUUGUCUGCUUCCAUCCAUCUGUUCUUGGGAGUCUUGUGGAUGCCUGCCAACAGUCCACAUCUGCGGAAGUCUGGAAGUCGAGCGGUUGUUUCUGAUCUUGGUACUCUUGAGCUUGGAGGGAGUUCUGAAGAAGCCCUUCUGCAUAGCAUAGAUGCCAAUGAAAUGAAGGGUGUGACCACACCUUUGAGCAGCGCAGCCAUAAUGCCAUCUCCUGUUCUUUUAUGGAGAUUUAAGGUUUUUCUGUUCCUCGUUUGGGGUUUCGGUUGUUGCAAGAUAAGCUGGGAUUCAGUUAUGAGAAUGAGCGUAAACCUUCGUGAUCUGUUCUUAUAUGAGGCUUUUCUUUAUUACAAUCCUCUUCUUCUUGUGACCAUGAUGGUUUGGUUUUGGGGCAUAAACCUAUGGGUUUUUGCGCAGGCUAAUGUCAACUAUGCUAAAAUUUUUGACCUUGAUCAGAAUCAUCUUUCUCACAGAGAGAUUUGGAAGUGCGCUACUUGGAUGACGAUCAUUGUGCCGACAAGCAUGACAGCCUAUCUCUAUCUGUACUCACACGGAGAAGUUUCGUUGGCUGCAUCUCAACCAGUGCUCUUAUAUGCUGCUUUUGCCAUGGCUCUGAUUUUUCCAUUUGAUAUAUUCUAUUUGUCAUCUCGCUUUUUUUUUUUAAGGACUGUUUGGCGGAUAGUUUUCCCAUUCCAGGCAAUAUCAUUUGCUGACUUCUUUCUGGCUGAUAUAUUCACUUCUAUGUCCAAGGUAUUUUCAGAUUUGGAGCGUUCCGUCUGUAGAAUGGUUCAUCGACAGGUUGCUACCAUUGCAUGGUUUGAAGCUGAUUCUAUUUGUGGAAGUCAUGCUGUUGCAAUUCCCAUUGUUCUUGUAUUGCCUUAUCUUUUCCGCCUGUUCCAAUGUCUUCGGCAAUAUAAGGAUACUAGAGAGAAGACUACCCUGUUAAAUGCGUUGAAAUAUUCAACUGCAGUACCUGUGAUAUUUCUCUCUGCCCUUAAGUAUCACGUCUUCCCUGACAACUGGGUUAAUAUUUAUCGUCCUUUGUGGCUUCUGUCCGGUGUGGUGAAUUCACUCUACUCAUUCUAUUGGGAUCUGACAAGAGAUUGGGACUUGAGUUGCUUCACUCGGAUUUUCAAGUUCAGCAGACCAAAUUCACUAUCAUACUUGUUAUACGGGCGGAAAUGGGUCUACUUUUGGGUAAUAGGAACCAACCUCAUCCUGCGAUGCACGUGGACAUACAAGCUUUCUUCCCAUCUCCGACACAAUUAUCUCACUGUGUUCACAAUCACCGCACUUGAGAUCUUCCGUCGCUUCCAGUGGGCUUUCUUCCGUGUAGAGAAUGAGUGGAAUAAAACAAACUCUAAACCAAUUAUUCAACUCUCCACGAUUGACAAGCCAAAUGAUGAACAAAAAUUACUCGACCCAAAUGGUCACAGUGUAUAGACUAUGGAACAUUAUAGAUCCGACCAACAUUAUAUGAGGUUGACUGAACAACCUUCUUCAAACCUGGCAGAAAGGUUUAAUGGGAUCUCAUUUUUCCUUUUUUUGCCUACAAGAUUUUCUUGUCAAUAGUAUAGUAUGAUAUUGAAGGUCCAGAGACAUUAGAUAAUUUACAAGAUUCAACCGGCAUUCCUUUUUGGUGGUCUAAAUCCCCCUAAGUUCUUUGUUAGGCCUUUCUAAUCAUUUUCUUUGCAACAUACAUAUGCCAAUUUUUGAGGUAGCGUCACUGGAGAUGUUUUGUACUUUAUGGUGUCUCGACGUUAUUACAUUUUCAUAUCAGCAAAUCAUGCUGGAACAUAUAGUUCUUCGGAGUAUUGAUGAUCCCAGUUUAAUGAAAAGGAUGGAACACAUGUUGGUUUUUGGUA
Molecule: messenger RNA, 2426 nt
Organism: Capsicum annuum
Lineage: Eukaryota; Viridiplantae; Streptophyta; Magnoliopsida; Solanales; Solanaceae
Product: SPX and EXS domain-containing protein 1
Exons: 15
Coding region: 604-2004 (466 amino acids)
Cellular component (GO): cytoplasm; membrane
Source: RefSeq, a predicted model, not a curated record